Camponotus floridanus (Florida carpenter ant) is the source of this 4757-nucleotide messenger RNA. RefSeq names its product protein phosphatase Slingshot homolog (gene ssh). Gene Ontology annotation, molecular function: actin binding; protein tyrosine/serine/threonine phosphatase activity. NCBI's taxonomy places the organism in Eukaryota, Metazoa, Arthropoda, Insecta, Hymenoptera, Formicidae. The record is from RefSeq and is a predicted model, not a curated record. Gene Ontology annotation, biological process: protein dephosphorylation; actin cytoskeleton organization; negative regulation of actin filament polymerization. The coding region runs from base 494 to 4345 and encodes 1283 amino acids. Gene Ontology annotation, cellular component: cytoplasm. The transcript has 9 exons.
CACGAUUUUCGGUCUCGAAACGAAAAGCUUGCCACUCUUUUAGCGAUGGCGUCGAGCAUAAUUAUUAGAUGCAAUUGUCCGAGAGACGAUCGAGUUGAAAUUGAUUUAUAACCGAUAAUCUUUCUCCGCGAUAAAAGUUUGCCACUUUUUCUCUUUUUAUUUUUAUCGCUUUAAACGCAAGGACACGACGAUGUAACUUCUUGAUUGAUAACGUUAUUAUUAUCGCUGCACGCUCUACCGAAGAAUAAUAGAUCGGGAACGAUCGCGGGAACGAUCGCGGGAACGAACGGUUGCAAAGUGAUACAAACGACACACAUUUUUACAACAUUGUUACAAGAAUGUUGGGACUCUUCUAAAUCGCUCGCACCAAUUUGACACCGCGAGCCGUACUCUAGUUGACAAACUUUCACACCUCACGUAAAGGAAAAUUCUGUGAUCGCGCGUAAUUGCAUUCGCGUGUCGGGAAAAAGCUUUUGUCGAUACAUCGCGAGGCAUGAUCGCUCUGAAGCAGAAAGCUUCUCUACAUUACGGUCUGCCGCCGCCACCGGCGCCCCAGCCACCCUCGCCCUGGUCCAGCAUACUCUGGGGCGACGAUCCGCGACCUCACGGACGAAGAGUCGCGUGUGGCGUACGCGUCACGCAACUGCGGAACAAAGUAACUGCAAAAGAUUCGGGAGCAGGUGCACCGGCUGAUGACGAGGAUACUACGAGAAGCUGCAAAAGUCUGAGCGAAUGUUAUUUCGCGGGCAAAGGCGCUGCCUUGGUUUUACCGCCAAACGAAAGGGCUCGUCCUUCGAGGCGAGUCUCGGCGGCAGGAUGCGAUAUCCAGCAGCAUCUACAAUCCAUGUUUUACUUAUUGAGGCCCGAGGAGACUUUGAAGAUGGCGGUGAAACUGGAGUCGGUGCAUCCAGGAAGGACGCGAUACCUCGUCGUCGUCUCCUGCACGGGAAGGCAGGACGCCGAGGAGAGCUGCCUUCUCGGUAUCGAUUGCCACGCCAGGGCGACUGUCGGCCUCGUGCUUCGAGUUUUAGCCGAUACCGCUAUCACUCUCGACGGCGACGGGGGUUUCAAGGUCAGUGUUUGCGGCCGUCAGCACAUCUUCAAGCCGGUGUCCGUUCAGGCCAUGUGGUCGGCCUUGCAGACGUUGCAUAAGGUGUCCGGUAAGGCACGCGAGCAAAACUAUUUUCUAGGUGGACUGUCUCACGACUGGGUCAGUUACUAUGAGCAACGGAUCGAGAGCGAUCGGUCGUGCCUCAACGAAUGGCACGCCAUGGACAAUCUGGAGUCCAAGAGACCGCCGUCACCGGAUAGCGUUCGCACCAAGCCUAGGGAGAGAGAGGAGACCGAGCGCGUGAUUCGAUCGACGUUGAAGGAAAUUAUGAUGUCCGUGGAUCUCGAUGAAGUUACCUCCAAGUAUAUUAGAGGCCGACUGGAAGAAGAUCUUGAUAUGGAUCUCGGAGAAUUUAAGCCGUUUAUCGAUCAAGAGAUGCUCACUAUACUAGGUCAAAUGGAUGCGCCAACUGAGAUAUUUGAUCACGUUUAUCUCGGGAGCGAGUGGAACGCCAGCAAUUUAGAGGAACUUCAGAAAAAUGGUGUAAGGCAUAUUUUGAACGUUACUCGGGAAAUUGAUAACUUCUUCCCGGGCAUGUUCACUUAUCUAAAUGUACGUGUGUACGACGAUGAGAAAACGGACUUGCUGAAACACUGGGAUAACACAUUCAAGUACAUCACCAAGGCGAAGAUGGAGGGGUCCAAGGUGUUGGUGCACUGCAAGAUGGGAGUGUCCCGAUCUGCUUCCGUUGUGAUAGCUUACGCGAUGAAGGCAUACAACUGGGAUUUCUCCCAGGCAUGGAAACACGUCAAGGAGAAGCGCAAUUGUAUCAAGCCCAACAACAGCUUCCUCCUGCAGUUGGAAACGUACCAAGGUAUUUUAGAUGCGAUGAAGAACAAGGAGAAACUUCAGAGGUCCAAGUCCGACACGAAUCUGAAAUCUCCCACGUCCGCGAAGAAUCAGUCAAAAAAGGAGGAAAAAUCGGAUAAUAUAGAGAACAAUAUGCGGGAGAUUUCAGGUUCAGAGUUGAAGAAGAGUAGCCAGAGACCAAAGAGUUGGUCACCGAAUGUCAAAGUCGCCGAAAAUAUGUUGCCUUCCGUUCCUUUAUCGCAGUCGUUGGAAAGUAUCGACAAGACAGGGAACGCGGAAGUCACACGGGAGGAUCUGCUCCGUGGCUCGAAUCAAAAACCGGCAAUAGAACAAGAGGCUCGCAACGUUCUAAUGCCCUGCGACAAUGGACAAUCUUACAGCGUGUCGCAGAAUAAAAUAAUGCACCUAGACCCCGCUCCCACCCCUGGCACAACACCACCUAGCGUAAAAAAUAGAAUUAAUAAAUUGGAAACUCAGGGACAGAAGAGGAAGGGUUUAGUACUCAAUCUAACCAAUCAAUUUGAAGCGGCCAGCAGUAAACCGUCAUCACCGGGAUCCGACUCGGACGCGAGAUCUCUGCCUCAGAGCUCAAUUGCGGAGGACAACGCGAAACCAAUCGAGAAUGGUCACUCGCAUUGCGAGCAAUCGCAGGAAACGCAAGAGAGCACAGUUUCUGUUGCGAACAGAAGGCCUUCUAGAGAAGAAGUUUGGGAUCCUGAAGAACAGAAGGAGAGAAAAGAAGAGACGAACCAGGAGUCCACCGAGAUCAACGAUAAUAGUGAAUGUCUAGUCUGGACUGCGUCUGCGGAUGCAACAUGUGUGGAUUCGUGUAAUGACAAUAAAAUUGUCGGAGAUGUGAGUGUGGAGAGUGAAUGUAUCGCGAGUGUGGCAACGGAUACGACGACAUCGUCGACGUGUCCCGAUAGUUUGGGAAAGAAGACUAAAAAGGACGGUGAUCCAUUUAGCGCUCAACUGGAUCGAGUGUUUGAUCGCGAAGAGAGACGGGGUGAGCUUCCUGUCACAAGGGAAUCUCCAAGCAGACAAAGUUCCUGGAGUAGUUACGACAGUGCGGUGGUUCUCGACAAUAAUUCAGUGCAUAGUUCGUGGGCUACCUUACCGUCGAGGAACAGUUCCUGGGGCUCUUACGACAUGCGGCCAUCCGAUUUACUCGGAUCCAGCGGUCUAUUCCCAUAUGAUAAGGAGGAGAUACCCUGGCAUCCGGGUACAGUAAAGCGCACUAAGCAAAAACUAGAAGAGGGCACGACUGUGGGCGGGGUGAAACGCGUAUGCACACAAAAUUCGACGUCCGCGGACGAUAAGAAUGACAGGUUGACCGCUGACAUGGAUGCGGUUGCGGUCGAAACGUACAAUCCGAUGCUAUUGCAUCAUAUGCCGUCGCCGUCACCGACGCGAAGAAGAGAUUCGUCGCCCAGUCAAGAAUACAAUCUUAAAGUAGAAACAAAUAGAGAUUCGCCUAGUCCGGUAGGCAUUGACAUCUCCCUUACGUCCAUACGUCAAAUCGGAAGAUUAUCUACGAGCGCCCCUGCACCGUCCUCUUUAUCCUCCGAAUCCGACCUGCCACUGUCCCUGAGAUCGUGCAGAUCGGAAAGCGAAACGUCCAGUCCGUGCGUCGUCAAUACUCCUCAAUGUCCUUCCGUGAAACAUCACAAAAUGGUCUUGGAAAAUCUGUGCAACAAGUCCGUGUUCAGUAAGCGCUGCCUCUCCGUGGACGAUUCGCCAGAAGCCGAGUGUCCACGUAGCACAUCUGGUAUAGUAAAAAAUCUGAAAAAGGAAUUCGAGGCAAAGUCGACUAAGCUAGAAAGGAGCCCCGAGAACAACAUGUGUGAAGGCGAAAACGCGUCACUGUCCGCACGACCAAAAAGGGACGUGAAGAUUCGGAGCUUGCCCUCGUCACCGGUGAUCCCGCAUAACGAAUCUAAGAUCCAGUCGUCGUCCAGCGUCGGUGAAACCAAAGACAACAAGCAGACAAGAAGAAACGAAACUACGCCACCGUUAUCGUCGCAGGAUAGUACAUCGGAGGAUCUCUCCGUCCGAGUACUAGUGGGAAAGUACGAGGUCGCGAAGCCAGAGUCCAGGAAAAGUUCAUCGGACGUGCAGUUACGCGCGCACAAAGACAAAGAUUGGGACACUAUGGAGGUGCAUCCGCCAGCAAAAUCGAAAAUCGCCCCUGAAUUUUCAAGAAGAUCAGCGCCAAUUAUGAUCAAUAACCACUCGGCGCCUCUGUUUAACGAGGCGCCGGAAGCACCCGGUAGACCGCCAGCGGUACCGUCACCUAGCGUGGUUGUGGCCAGCGUGGUGGCAAAGGCAGCUAGCAAGAAGCAACAGCAGCAUGGUAGAACUCAUCCCCUCGCUAGGCUACAAGUCAGGCCUAGGCAUAGCAGUCCUGUUUACAACACCAUGUAAAAGUGAUUAGACGAUUUAUUUUGCGUAUGUCGAAUUCUUAGACGAAACGCGAGUGCAACGGAUAAUUCGAAAUGAAGAUACCUCUGUGAAUAAUGCAUGGGUAUGUUAUCGUGACGAUAAAAUCGUGUGUGAUCUCUUCUUAUUGGCGAUGAAAAUCAGAAAAUUUCGAAGCUAAAAUGGUCGCCCCAAUUGUUCUAAGAAUAGAUCUUUUUUUUUUCUCUUUCUCUCUCUCUUUCAUCAUCAUCGCUGCGAUUGUUUGUCAAUCGUUUCAUUUAUCGAGAAGAACGAUCUUGUCAUUUCGGUAAUGUAACUUAUUAUUUAUAAAACGAUAAUUUCACGUAAGCGUUAUAGGAUCUUUUACUACGAAACAACGACAGGCACUUUAUGUUCCUUCUCGCCAACAUAUGUAUAU